AUGGCGGUAUCAACUCAAGCGUUUGAUAGUCUCGUCGAUUUGUUUGUAAAACCACUCUUGAGCGUGCGCAAUGGGUUAAAUGUGGAGCAUAAUUUCCGAGGUUGGGCUAUUUGGGUUAAGGGAGCUGAAGUCCCCACAAGCGCAUCAAAGGCAAUGGACCUCUGCCACGUUCAGAUGGAACUCUCAACGGCAGCUCGAUUGUACCUCUAUAACAGUACAAAAAAUUCGCGCCCUACGUGCAACCAUCUUUCUUGA
Messenger RNA from Plasmopara halstedii, 255 nucleotides. RefSeq lists its product as uncharacterized. The coding region runs from base 1 to 255 and encodes 84 amino acids. The transcript has 2 exons. The record is from RefSeq and is a predicted model, not a curated record. NCBI's taxonomy places the organism in Eukaryota, Oomycota, Peronosporomycetes, Peronosporales, Peronosporaceae.